Messenger RNA from Prorocentrum cordatum, 2398 nucleotides. The record is from the annotation of a GenBank genome assembly. NCBI's taxonomy places the organism in Eukaryota, Dinophyceae, Prorocentrales, Prorocentraceae.
GAGGCGGCCUGUACGCGGCCGUAGAGCACCCCAUCGGCCAGGUGGGAGACGGCUCUCUGGAGGACGGGCAGCAGCACCUGGCGAAGAGGGGCCCGGUCACCCUCGACGGGCCCGACGAGUGGAGCGUGGACGUGUCGGACUACCUGCUGCCCGGCGCGACGCUGCUCCCCUACAUCGACAACUUCGAGAACGACCUCGAGGUGACCAUCACCGGGAUGGAGCUGCUGGCGCUGGAGGGCCCGGAGCAGAGGAGCGUGGCCGUGGACAGGCACGCGGGCGCCGCCGGAACAGCACGAACGGCAACAUCUAUGCGCUCCAGCUGCCGCGGGGCCUGGCGGCCGGCCGGUACGCCAUCCGGGAGACCCCUCGCCUCGCAGGGCACGGGCGGUACGACGCGCCCCUCGUCUUCGGGCUGAACCGGAAGGGCGCGCCGGGCUACCUGCACUGCGCGCUGCCUUGGGGCGAGCCCCGAAGAAGGAACGGGUCCGCCGCGGCGGCCACGCUGCUGCUGGGCGCCGCGCCCGAGGCUUCUGGCGGCCUGCGCCGGGCCCUGCUGGGCUACGUGCAGCGCGAGCGGCCGCGCGCCGCCGCCCCGCUGCUGCACUACAACUCGUGGUACGACAUGGGCACGGGGGAGCCCUUCGGCGAGAGGGAGGCGCUGGACGCGAUCGCGGCCGUGGGCGAGGCUCUCGCCAGCCGCGGCUCUAGGGUCGACGCCUACCUCUUCGACGACGGCUGGGACGACCCGGACGACGGCCCGCUCUGGGGCUUCAACGCGAACUUCUCUGGCCCGGGCGCCCUGCGGCGCGCGGCCGAGCGCCACGGCUCCGAGCUGGGCUUCUGGCUCUCGCCCCAGGGCGGCUACCACGGCCCCGCCCAGGCGCGGCUCCGCGCCGCGCGGCGCGACGGCAUUCUGGGCCCGAACGAGACCUUCACCCUGACGCACGCGGGGUACUUCGAGCGGGUCGUGGCCACCGUGACCAGGUUUGGCAUUCUGUGCAGCUCGUGCCCCGCCGUUGCGGCGUCGGCUGGCCAGUGGGGAGCACCCUCGACCAAGAAGCGCACGACACCACCCCACCUACGGCGCGCCGUGCUGGAUGUUUGCGACCCUGCCUCGCUGUCCUUCGUGCGGUGUUUCCUGGCCGACGACGUGAUGAUGGCGACGUGCUGGGCAGUCGAAGUUAGUCAUGACUUCGACGUGCCGGUUGGGGCCACUUCAUUGUCAACGCGGUCAGGUGCACCCGAGGAGUGGCGUGUGAAGGUCAUGGGAGAGCGAGUGCAGACGGAGGCAGGCGGGCUGCCGAAGCUGCCGGAGAGGGUGCCAGGCUGGCCCGGAGGCGUGGCCCUGUGCCUGGGCAGCAGGGUUAUGCCCACCCUUAAGGGUAUCAACACUGCACUGCAGUCCUCCGCCUCCUUCUCGGAGCGCCAGCUCGAGCCUGGCUGCGGCUUUGGCGGAGCCUGCGGCCGCGCCGAGUGCGCCGCCGCGGGCGGGGCCAGUCUGACCCAGGCCCGCCAGGGCCUCUUCCAGGGGCGCGAGAGGCCCGCGCUGCAGAGCCGCGGCAAGGCUCGCGCCCUCUCGGGGUCGAGCGCCUGCCUCAGCGGCCGGCUCUCCAGGGCCUGGGCCGACCGCGUCAGGGUAGCGCUGGGCAGCCCUCCGCCAGCACCUGCGGGUGCGGGUGCGCCGCCGGGCCUGCGCAGGCACCGCGGGGAAGGCCAGGGCGGCGCGCUCGCUCUCGGCCAGCGCGAGCGGGCCCUGCGCGGCGAGCGCUGCCCGCCAGGAGGGGGCGGAGGCAGGCCGAGGAUCCCGGGCGGCACGGGCAGGCGUGGCCGCAGGCAGCUCCCGGCGGAGGUGCCCGCCGCUGUGCUGAGGGCGGAGGAAAGACAGCGCUGGACGUGCAAGUCAUGCCUUCGCGAGCGCGCGGGGAAGGCGUGGAUCAACAGCGCGGAUCGGUCAUCUUGCUUCCUGUGCGGGAUCCACAGGUCGGCGUGCUUCGGCGGCCACUUGGAGCCAUCGCUCCCGUCCAAGCGCGGGGAGGAUGCCAAAGGCGGAGCUCCACCGAAGGCUGCGACCGGUCUCAACCCAUGGAGCAAGGAGACCAAAGAGCUCGAGAUGCUUCGCAGAAAGGUCGAGCAGUUGGCAGCUGCUCAGGAGUUGUACAAGGAGUUCGUGGCGGUGGCCAAACACAACUGGCCUGCCUGGCUGGCGUGCAAGCAGGAGCUCGAGGUUGAGCGGGAUUGGAGUCAGGAGAAGCAGCUGCUCAAGUCCAAGGAGGCCUUGGAUCAGCAGCGCGUGCAGCUGGCGGACCUCCUCAAGCAGAUUGGGGAAGCCGAGUCGGGCAUCCAGCAGCAGGAGCUGGCCAUCAAGGACCUGGCGCAGCAGCGGAGCGUGCUGGCCUAG